Coniophora puteana RWD-64-598 SS2 is the source of this 2970-nucleotide messenger RNA. RefSeq names its product ARM repeat-containing protein. NCBI's taxonomy places the organism in Eukaryota, Fungi, Basidiomycota, Agaricomycetes, Boletales, Coniophoraceae. Gene Ontology annotation, cellular component: membrane coat; AP-4 adaptor complex. The coding region runs from base 1 to 2691 and encodes 896 amino acids. Gene Ontology annotation, biological process: receptor-mediated endocytosis; intracellular protein transport. Gene Ontology annotation, molecular function: cargo adaptor activity. The record is from RefSeq and is a predicted model, not a curated record. The transcript is spliced from 15 exons.
AUGGACGUCCCCUUCAUCUCGUCUGGCGCGACAAGCAGGGCACACUACGCGCUCGUGCGACAAGUCGAGACAGCUGCAACUCCUCAAGCCGCGGACCAGGCGAUUCUACAGGAGGUCGAUUCGAUCCAGCAGCAGUUCUCAGAUUCCUCGCUCUCUACGAGACGAUGCAAGGAGCUCCUCAUUCUCUUGCUGUACUGCCACUCUGCGACGUCGACAUGCACAGUGGGCGAUUUGGGCUUCGCGAUACCCUCCGCGCUCAACCUAGCUACAAUUGGGCGCUACACAUUCUGCGCAGAAACCAUGCCCCCGACCCACGAGCUCCAGCUCAUGCUCGUCAACACCCUCCGCAAGGACCUAGAAAGCGCCCACGUGCCACACAUAUGCCUCGCCCUCGAGCACCUCGUCAACUCGCCCACCGAAGACGUGGUCCCCGCCGUCCAGCCGCGCUUACAUAAUCUCCUGUCCCACAACUCACCGCACGUCCGCCGCCGUGCGCUGCUCGCCUUUCGGGCGCUCGCGCAGCUCGAGGGCGAUAUCCUGGCGCGGAUCGAACCCGACGUUCAGAGACGGCUGGGGGACAGCGAUUCGUCGGUCGUCAAUGCAGCGCUGCUGACGUCAACUCAGUUUGGCUCUUCUGAUGAGAUCCGCGUUUCCGUGAACAACAUGCUGCCCUCCGUCUGGAGCAUGAGCGACAGGGCGAGCCGCCGUACGCUGAGAAACACUCUGAUGGCUGUUCGAAGUCUGAAGCCCGAAGACCGACACGCUCGUACCGUCUACCAGAACUUGAAGACGAUAUCGAAGCGGCCCGAGCUAGCGCUCUUGAAAGAGUCCUUCCUCAUGCUUGCGUCGUUCCCCAGCACCACUCUGAGCGGUCUCCAGCGCGGCGCAUCCGAGCCCGUGGUCAGGUCCAUAAGCCACCUGCUCGUCUCGGAGAGCCCGAACGACCGGUACCUCUUCAUCUCGUGUCUCAGCCAGCUCGACGCCGGUCUAUGGGCAGGAACCGAUCCGGACAUUCCAGCUGUUUUGGAUGAGCUGGAGGUGGGACGUGUGAUGGGCUUGCUGGAUUCGCCGGACAGUCUCAUCCGAAAGAUGGUGCUGCACGUCCUCGUGCGCGUCGACCCGGGCAUCGUCAGCGCGUACUAUACGCAGUCUGUGCAGACUAUGCCCGUCGGCCUCUCGAUACCCGAUAAGAACCAGUACGUCACUCGUCUGCUCGAGAUUGUUGAUGCCCAGUGCGGCAGCGGCGGCAACAGCAAUGGUGGUGGCGACGAUGACAGCGACGGGGAGCUGUACGCCUCCUGCGUCAAGGACCUCUUCGCGGCGACCGAGAGCGCGGAGCACGGGGACUUGCACGAUAUCCCCGUGCUCGAGGGCCCGCUCGAGCAGAUUCUGGGACACGUCAGAGCGCUGCCUGCCUCUGCGUCGGUGCCAUGCGUCACCUCGCUGGUCGCGCCUCUCGCCUCUGAUGCCAGCGCUGACCCCGAGGCUGACGCUGACGUCGAAGGGGUCCGCGUGGGCCCGACGCUCAUGGUCGCGCUCGCGGCGCUGAUAUGCGAGUUCGCGGGCACGAUCUCGACUGCGCCGCCGGAUAUCUUGCGGGGGCUCGCGCGCAGGGUCGGGUCGUACAAUGCUAUGGUGCAGGAGACGUGCCUGCUCGUGAUGCUGCGCGUAGCAGCAGAGUGCGACGAGGUGCCUGAUGGGAUCCGGAAGCCCGUUGAGCGGCUCGCAGAGUUCUCGAGGAAGCAUAUUCGCAAUAGGUUUCACCAGUUUUUGAGUCUCUCAAGAGACCGACGAGUUCUUGCUGACGUGGUGUCGAGAGCUGCGUCCUCGUCGCUUCCCGACUUCGCCGUCGCGCUCAGCGUUGCCGCCAAGGCUAGUGGCAGGGCCGUGGUCGGCGGCGGCGGUACCCCGGGUUCCUCAGCGAUGACAAGCCCGCUGCCGUCCCAGCCGUCGUCGUUGUCGCCAAUUUCACCUGUCACGCGAUCGCCCAGCAAACUGCGGUACGACGCCUAUGCGGCUCCUCAAGCUUCGCAGAGCCACCACUUUAUUAGCAUGAGCCCGCGUCAUCGAGCGCUCAUGCAGAUAUCGUCGGGAUCUGCGUCCUCGUCCGCGUCCCGAUCGCGGGAUCGCAGUCCAUCUCGGGUGCAUGAGAACGAGAGCCACGAGCUCGAGGAUCUGUCGCGGACCGUGUCUCCGGGCGACCUCGCUCUGGCGGCUGCGAGCGGCACGCUGAGUCCCCCUCAGAACUCCAAGGCGGUUUCGAAAGCACCGGCCACGGAAGAUCUGUUAAUGUCGACGCGCGUCGACCUGAUCACCCUCGACUCUGAUCCGUUCAUGGCAGACCCAGACCCAGGCCAAGACCCAGGCGCAGGUUCAGAAGAGCAGACGGAGUUCGAGCAUGCUUGGGAGGCGAUGGAGCAAAACAGCGCGCGGGGGUGGUGCGAGGUCUCGCAGGACGUCAUCGUGCGGCGGUUGCAAAAGCAGCGGUUCCGGCUGGCUAUUAUAUCGGUUGACCAGCCGCCGUAUGAAGGCGAGCUCAAGGUGCUCAUUCAGCCGUCCACGGCGGCGGACGCGAAGGGAUACGCGGCGCUUCGGUUACGCGAGGGCGACGACGAUACGUGCCUGUGGAGGCUUCGGUGCGAGGAUACGGAGCUGCGCAUGGCGGUCAAGAAGGCGAUGGAGGAGAUGUAGGGGGCAAAGGCAAGGGGCCCUAAGAGGAUAAAUGGUUCAGUGUAGUGUGUACGAUUUAACAAGGGAGGACACGAGGAGUCGCCGAUGGAGGUCGCAUGUCCGAAGGGGCCCUGGUGAGCGCGGCAACGAGGGGGUCGCGUGGGGGCGGGCUGCUGCUUGGCUCUGGGCGACGCAUCGAGAAGCGGUCACCCGGUCGCGGGGGUUGCGGGCGGACAUGAGGGUGAGCGUGUGCUAUUUAGUUGGUUGCCACAAAUGGACUCUUGCGAUCUAUCUCGUGGA